Mustela lutreola (European mink) is the source of this 7228-nucleotide messenger RNA. RefSeq names its product MCF.2 cell line derived transforming sequence-like 2 (gene MCF2L2). Gene Ontology annotation, cellular component: cytoplasm. Gene Ontology annotation, molecular function: guanyl-nucleotide exchange factor activity. Lineage: Eukaryota; Metazoa; Chordata; Mammalia; Carnivora; Mustelidae. Bases 1168 to 4308 code for a protein of 1046 amino acids. The record is from RefSeq and is a predicted model, not a curated record. The transcript is spliced from 28 exons.
GAGGAGAGCCCCGCGUGGGGUCUCUGCCAGAGCCUUGUUAGGAUGGAGCCUCGGCGCGCCUGACCGUGGCAGACGGAGCGGUGGCGCCCUGGAGUAGCUGCACAAAGGAAAAGGCCCAUACGGCGGAGAUGGGUGUGCGCACAUGCGUGCCCAGCCCUGUCGGCGCACAGCCCGCGCUCCCGGCUCCGAGGGCAGGUGCGUCCAGCGCAAGCCGAUUACCGCGCGAGACAAGCCCUGGGGUAGGGGCGGCCGUGCGAGCAGCCGGCCCGGCGGGAUGGCUGCGCCUCUCCCCGUCAGCCCCCUCCUCGCUUCGGCCACUCUGCAGGCACCUGGCAGGCAAGGAGGGGAGCCGAGGCAGGUGCUCAGACCCCCGGUACCAGCAGGAGCUUCUAAAUCGCUGUCUCCUCUCCCCAAAAGCUGCGAGGACGCGCCGUGAGUCGACCCACUCCCGCGGGCUCCGCGCAGGGCCAGGGGCGCAGCUCUCCACCUGGCAAGAGACGGCGCUCGGGCGCGUGCGCGCUCCCGGAGGCGGGGGAGCCGUGGGCGUGGAGGCGGGAGCGCUGGGCGCGCCGCGGGGCGUGAGGCGGCUGGCGCGGAGGAGCAGGGUCCUCGGGCCGCCCGCCGCCUCCGCCCUCCCUUCCUCCCCUCCUCAGCUCCUCGGCUCCUGGGCUCCUCCAGCGCCUCCCGCUCCUCCACCCUGUGCGCGCAGGCUCCGAGCUCCCUCCGCGUACCGGCGGAGCAGCCUUUUUCCUCACCCCACCGGAAGGCGGCGCCGAAGAUCCGACCCACCGGGACAGCAAAGCCAGAGAGCGGGGCGCUCCCUCGGCCGGGGCAGCCCGACGCGCAGUUUCAGCGGGAUUUGGGGCGACUUGUUUUUCUUACGUCCACAAUUGCCAUUUCCCUCUCCCCGAAAGCCAGACGUUACGUUGGGAAAGCUGCUGGAUUUUAGUCUUUGAGACAAUCCCCUGAAGGGCGUGGCUGGCCGAGCGGCCCAGCAAAGUUGGCCUGGGCUGGGAGGGACUCGUUUCGUGCCUGAAGAGAGCGAGGAAGAGCGUGAGGGCAGCGCAUCCUCGGGAGGAGAUGUCUUUGAAACACCAUCCGUGACAGCCGCAGGAACACUUACGUGUUGCUUUGUUUUGUUUACACACUGAGUGGCUUUUCGGUGAAAUGCGGUUUUGGUUACAGGAAGAAAUGGCCCCCCAGGAGCUCAGCCGGCGACUGGCCACAGUGAUCACUCAUGUCGAUGAAAUUAUGCAGCAGGAAAUCAGGCCGUUGGUGGCAGUGGAUAUAAUUGAACAACUUCACAGACAGUUUGCCAUUCUCUCAGGAGGCCGAGGGAAAGAUGGUGCCCCCAUCAUCACUUUUCCAGAGUUUGUGGGGUUCAAACACCUCCCAGAGGAAGACUUCCUAAAUGUCAUGACUUACUUGACUAGCAUCCCCAGUGUGGAGGCUGCCAGCAUCGGAUUCAUCAUUGUUAUCGACCGGCGACGGGACAAGUGGAGCUCCAUAAAAGCAUCAUUGACACGAAUAGCUGUAGCAUUUCCUGGAAACUUGCAGCUCAUAUUCAUCCUUCGUCCAUCUCGCUUUAUCCAGAGGACAUUCACUGACAUUGGCAUUAAAUAUUAUCGAGAAGAAUUUAAAAUGAAAGUGCCGAUUGUUAUGUUAAACUCUGUGUCUGACCUUCAUGGCUACAUUGACAAAAGCCAACUGACAGAGGACUUAGGGGGAACUUUGGAAUACCGCCACAGUCAGUGGAUAAAUCAUCGAACUGCCAUCGAAAACUUUGCCAUGUCUUUGAAGACCACUGCCGAGAUGCUCCAGAUGUUUGGGGCCUGCCUCGCCACAAAAGAGCUGCCCAGCAGUGUACUGUCUGCUGAAGACCUCCUUAUGUCCCACACAAGGCGGCGGGACAAGCUGCAGGAUGAGCUGAAAUUACUUGGAAAGCAAGGGACCACAUUACUGUCAUGUAUUCAAGAACCAGCAACCAAAAGUCCCUCCAGUAAACUCAAUCCCAGUGAACUAGAGAAUGUAGCUACCAUGGAACGGUUAUUACUUCAGUUGGAUGAGACAGAAAGAGCCUUUAAUCAGUUUUGGUCUGAGCAUCACUUGAAGCUUAACCAAUGCCUACAGCUACAACACUUUGAGCGCAAUUUUUAUGAGGUUAAGCUUGCCCUGGACAGUUUGCUGGCAGAGCAAGUGGAGUUUACAGACAUUGGCGACAGUGUGAUAUGCGUGGAGCAACUUCUUAAGGAACACAAAAACCUGGAAGAAAAAGGCCAGGAUACCUUGGAAAAGGCCCAGCUGCUUUCAAUAAUUGGGGACCAACUCAUCCAAAGCCACCACUAUGCAGUGGACUCCAUCAGACCCAGAUGUGUAGAGCUCAGGCACCUCUGUGAUGACUUCAUCAAUGAAAAUAAGAAAAAAUAUGACAUUUUAGAAAAGUCCUUGGAGUUGCAUAGACAGCUGGACAAGGUCAGCCAGUGGUGUGAAGCAGGAAUCUACCUUUUGGCUUCCCAAGCUGUAGACAAGUGCCAAUCACGAGAGGGGGUUGACGUUGCCUUGAAUGACAUUGAAGCAUUUCUGAGUACAGCGAAGGAAUACCAGUUGCCCAGCCACAUGGAAUUUUACAACCAGUUUGAGUUGAUACUCACCAUUGACGUCAAGGCCAGAGCCCAGGAAGUCCUGCAGAAGCUGAGCGACGUACAGGAAAUAUUUCACAAGAGGCAAAUGAGUCUGAUGAAACUGGCAGCCAGACAGACUCGCCCAGUGCAACCCGUGGCCCCCCACCCUGAGUCAUCCCCAAAAUGGGUGUCACCAAAAACCAGCCAUACCUGCAUCUUGGCUCCUCUUCAGAGGACAUCUGAGGAAACUUAUGCAGGGACAUUGGAAAAGGAAGAUGACAAGACUAAAUUUGAAGUCAAGAAUGAAGAAAUAUUGGAAAGCAGUCAUGAUGGGGAGAACCCUAAGCCAGAACAGCUUGACAGUCCUGAAAAUCUUUCCCCUACCAGGCGCAUCAUACAUGACUUGCUUGAGACGGAAGAGAUUUAUAUAAAGGAGAUUAAGAGCAUAAUUGAUGGCUAUAUCACUCCAAUGGAUUUUAUUUGGCUGAAGCAUCUGAUUCCAGAUGUUCUUCAGAAUAACAAGGAGUUUCUCUUUGGGAAUAUUAGGGAACUUUAUGAAUUUCACAACAGGACUUUUCUAAAAGAAUUGGAAAAGUGCACCGAAAACCCUGAACUUCUGGCACGUUGCUUUCUCAAGAGAAAAGAAGAUCUGCAGAUAUAUUUUAAAUACCAUAAAAACCUUCCCCGAGCGAGAACAAUCUGGCAAGAAUGUCAAGACUGCACCUUCUUUGGGGUAUGCCAGCGCCAACUGGAUCAUGAGCUCCCUCUUUUUAAGUAUCUCAGAGGACCAAGCCAGAGACUUAUAAAAUACCAGAUGCUGUUGAAGGGGCUGCUGGAUUUUGAAUCUCCGGAGGAUUUGGGGAUAGACCCAGGUGACCAAGAAGAAGGUUUGGCUAAGAAUGGGCCAAAGAGGACCAAGGAUUCCACAUUCUCAGCCGAACUACAGCAAGCUUUGGCCAUGUUGGAAGAUUUGAUCAAGUCCUGUGAGUUGGCCAUGGACCUGGCAGCAGUCACUGGAUGUCCGGAUGAUAUCAAGAAACUGGGCAAGCUGUUGAUGCAUGGCUCUUUCAAUGUCUGGACAGUUCACAAGGAUCGUUAUAAAAUGAAGGAUUUUAUUCGAUUUAAGCCCAGCCAGAGGCAAAUCUAUCUAUUUGAAAGGGGAAUCGUGUUCUGUAAGAUUCGAAUGGAGCCCAGUGACCAGGGACUCGCUCCUCAUUACAGCUUUAAGAAAUCUAUGAAGUUGGUGACACUGUCAAUUCGCCAGCUUGGCAGGGGGAGCAGCCGAAAGUUUGAAAUUGCCCACCGAAAUGGACCCGAGAAAUACAUCCUGCAGGCAGCUUCAAAAGAAAUCAGAGAUUGUUGGUUUUCAGAAAUAAGUAAAUUACUGAUGGAACAACAAAACAGUAUUAAAGAUAUUGAUGAGGGUGAAGGCAAUGGCAAACGAAUCUCCUCAAAAGCAGGCCAAAUUCUUCCCUUUCUCCAAGGCUGCUCCAGCAGAGAGUUCAUCUCCAUGGAAACCUCUGAGGAGCCUGAAGGUGCAGAAGAAAUGGAAAAGGAGAACAGUGCUCUGAGUCUAUCCGGACUUUUCCAGUUGGACGACAGUUAUGAAUCGUGUUCCUCCAAAUCUGUCCCGGAAAUGGGAGAAAGCAUCCAGGGGAAAAAAGAAGGUGGCGAUGAGGACAUGUGAGUGUGAAAGAGGAAAGAACAGUAAGCGAACUGGUUAGCCAUUGCUCCCCUGACUCUUGUUGAAUUUCAGGACAACGAACAAAACUAAGCCAGGGUCCACUGGCUUGCUCGCCCCUGCGGCCGGGGCGACAGCUAGCUUACGGGCAUAAGCAGUGCGGGCGAGGGAAGGAUGCCUGAGGAUCCCCUCCCCGGAGAACUGACACUGGCACCAGACCCCCGCGGCUCCCCGCUCGGCCGAGGCCCCCAGACCGCCUUCGUUCCGCUCACAGGCUGCGGCGGCCGCUGGGGGGCCCGGCCCACCCUUACACAGAAAGCAGCCAACGGGCAUCGGACCCUCCGAAUCUGUCACCCUAGCGCGGGGGAAGGGCCAGGACCACCUUCCAGAAGACUAAGGGUCCACGGCCUCCGGGGGAGCCCACCCUCCGGGUAUGAGCCGCAGGGAACCUGGGAGCUGCUCCCCACGCGCGUCUCUACGCUCGUCUGCAGAGGUUAGCGAAGCUCAGUCCUGGAGCGCUCGGCCCAAGGUUUCUCAACGUUGCACUCAGACUUUGGGGGCUGGGGAAUUCUAUGUCGGGGAGGGGAGGGCAGUCUUAGCAUUGUAGGGUAUUUCACAGCAUCCUUGGCCUCUUGCCGCAAGAUGCCAGUAACAGCCCUCUCCCACCCGUUCACCCAAAUUAUGACAAUCAAAAAUGCCUUCAGACGUUGCCAAUUUUUUCCCGGGGCGGGAGUGGGGAGAUCCGUUGAGAAUCUCCUCCCCGAGCCUUGGAGGAGCCGAAACUCGACAGGGGCAGCCCUGUGCUCUUCUCCCCGAAUCCCCACAAGAACGUUCCGGUGGUGUUUGUGUUACUUUGUCCCAGGAUUGUAUCCUUUCAGAGAGGGUUGGUUCCAAGUUAAUGUCUGAGGUAUUUCGUUUUAGAUUUAUUGGUUUGAAGAUUAGUUUCAGUUAUUUUCAGUUAUUUUUUAUUUUUCGAUAUAUUAGUUAAUUUUUAGGUAACCUCUAUUUUGGGUUUUCUAGUUAUUUCAUUUUAUAGCUUUAAAGUUACUUGUUUAUAAAUAUUUUGUUACUUAUUUAGCUACUCAACAUUCACUGCAAGUUUUUUUUUUAAUUUUAUUUAUUUAUUUGACAGAGAGAGAGAUCACAAGCAGAGGGAGUGGCAGAGGGAAAGGGAGAAGCCGACCCUAUGCUAAACAGGGAGACUGACAUGGGGCUCCAUCUCCAGACCCUGGGAUCAUGACCUCAGCUGAGGGCAGACGCUUAAUGACUCAGCCACACAGGCGCCCCACACUGGAAGUUUUAAAAUUAUUUUUGAAUUAUUUUCAGAAAAAAAAAUGUUUUUAGUUGUUUUAGAGUUUUUUUGUUAGUUUUAGUUAUUUAUAAUCACAGUUAUUUUUAGUUAUUUUAGAGUGGGGUUAUUUUUAUAUUCAUUUAUUAAUUAUCUUUUACUUAUUUGGUUUUCAAUUAUUUUAUUUUCAAUUGUUGCAUUUUUUAAAAAUUUUAUUUACUUGACAGAGAGAGAUCACAAGUAGGCAGAGAGGCAAGCAGAGAGAGAGAGGAGGAGGAAGCAGGCUCCCUGUUGAGCAGAGAGCCCGAUGCGGGACUCGAUCCUAGAACCCUGAGAUCACCACCUGAGCUGAAGGCAGAGGCUUCAACCCACUGAGCCACCCAGGCGCCCCCAAUUGUUGCAUUUUUGAACAUUAUAUUUCCUGAAUUUUUUUAUUUUCAGAGUUUUGAGAUAUUAGUUUUGAGUUAUUUUUAGUUAUUUAUUCUCAAAUUACUUUUCAGUUACAUCUUGGCCACUUAAAAUUGUUUUUUCUGUUCUGUAUUUUUACUUCUUUCAUUUUCAGAAUUAUUUAAUAUUAGGAUUACUUUGUCUAGGGGAUCCAAACAAAAGAGAGACACGACAUCAGUUAUUUUAACAGAAAGAAUUUAGUAUAAAGAAUUGUUAUCCAGCUAUUGGAGAGUUUAAGAGGGAAGAAGUGAUAAUGUGAUACCAUGGAGAUGUUAACUGCAAGAAGCAUCUACCAGCCCAAGGGCUGAGGGAGCAAAGGGAAGAAAUUGGAGGUGGCCUUGCAUAGCUGGGGUUAGUCCUCUGAGGAGGAAGUGCUGCCCCAUAGGACAGGUGUCCCAGGAGCUGGAAGUUAGUCUGGGAGCUGCCAGCUGGUGCUGGUGUCUUUGAAGCGGGUGGGGCGGGUGGGGGGGGGUGGUAACUGAAACCAGAUAUUGCUCUCAGAGUGCAGACCAGUUGCCAGGUGGAUGCCAACAGGAACUCAGGUACACAGAGGUCCCUCUCCCCACUUCUGUCCUCUGGUCAGUCUGCUCUAUUGGCCAGGCUUCACAGGGAACAGCUGGCAAAAGAGGUGAGUGGCCCCAGCCCACAAAGCAGUGAUUAGAAGGGUGGGCUGAAAGCUAAGAAAUCAAGGCUAAUAACCAGCACCCUGACCUCUCGAGUUAUUUACUUUUAAAGCUAGUUUUGGAUUUAGUUAGUUUUGAAAUUGUUAGCAUGAUUUGAUUUUAACUUCUCACUGGACGUGGGAUCUGGCUAAGUUUUUGUUUCUCUGAUUUGUUUCUGGAAUGGAGUGGGAACUUCUUAAACAUCUGAGGACUGUCUCCCAUGUCACUCAAGAAAAUUACUUCAGAAUUUAAGAAAACAAAAAUAAGUGUCUUACUUUGUUCAUAAAGAAGCCCUUUGACUACAUGGCCAAAAAAGGGCAGAGACUAAGGGACAGACCAUCAGGGAGAGGAUCUUCAGCAAAAUUGUCCAACAGAGUGUUCUUUGAAAUUUUUCAGGAAGUUAUGUUGUGGAGCUAUCCUCUUGUGCCCCUUUCCUAACAACAAAAUAUCUUUCUUGAUGGUGUGUUUCACAUUUGUAGACUACAAUAUUGAUUGUUUGAACACAAAAAUAAAGUUGUUUCCAAACCCA